AAUCAUCCACCUAUGAUCCACCAAGUCCACCUUAUAAUCCUAUAAUCAUCAUAUAUAAUGUUGAAUGUUGUCAUGGCUACACAAAUGUUGUGAUGUCAACAUUCACAGUUGGAUUGUGCUUGAAUAUUGCUUGGAUAAUCUGCAAGUCUGUGUUAAAAAAAAUGCAUACCUACUUUGCUCUAAUAUAGUUUCCAAUUUGGUAAUUCAAGAUCAUUUAAAAACUAUGCAGUUGAAAUAUUUGCAGACAAUUUUGGAAGCCCAGGAUUAUGAUUACAAAAUUGUUGGUCUCUGUUGGUCCUCCAACAAUCAAAAACUUGCAAUAGCAACAUCUGAUAGGCAAGUACUUUUAUUUGAUGAUAAAGGUGAAAAAAGGGACAGGUUUUCCACAAAACCUUAUGAUCCAGAAGCUGGCAAAAGAUCCUAUGUGAUUACAGGAAUUGCUUUCAGUCCAGAUUCCACAAAAAUAGCUGUGGCUCAAAGUGACUGCAUUGUAUAUGUUUAUAAAAUCGGAGAAAAAUGGGGAGAAAAAAAGGCAAUUUGUAACAAAUUUCCACAAUCUUCUCCUGUUACUUGUUUGAUAUGGUUAUUAACUGGGCCGAUUAUAUGUGGACUUGUAGAUGGAAAAGUUAGGGCUCUGCAAAUCAAAUCUAACAAGGCCCAAAGUCUCUUUGCAUCUGAUAGUUUAGUUGUAUCAUUAGCAUCAAACUCAAAAGGUACUGGAUUUUUAUCUGGUCAUGUAGAUGGAAAUGUAAUUCGUUUCUAUAUCACAAAUGACCAUGGGGAAGACGAGGCUCAAGGUAGAAUAGCUCUGCAUUCUGUACCUCCAUAUGCCCUUUCUUGGCCCCAAGAUCACAUCUUCAUCGCUGGCUGUGACAAAAGGGUAUCCGUAUUCAAUAACCAAGGAAAAUUGGUGAAAAACUUCGACUAUAGCAAAGAUACGUCGGAAUAUGAUUUCACUGUAGCUGCAUGUAGUUCUAGUGGACAGGCUGUGGCAAUUGGAAGUUUCAACCGUUUGCGUGUAUACACGUGGAAUACGAGAAAGUCGAUUUGGGAAGAGACCCCUGCCAAAGAGUUGCCCAAUUUUUAUACACUGACAGCACUAGCGUGGAAACGAGAUGGGUCUAAAGUAACUUGUGGUGGAUUGUGUGGCGCAGUUUUCAUGUUUGAAUCAGUAUUGAAGAGGACCGUUUGGAAGGACAAAUUCGAAAUAACUUAUGUAGGCCCAAGUCAGGUGCUAGUCAAACCAUUAGACACCAAUGAGAGAGGUGUUAUUCUGAAAUCUCAACGUGGUGGGGAAAUAGAAGACGUUAAAAUAAUGGGCAAAGACUGUUAUCUAGUUGCUAGGACAGACGACACCCUCCUCGUAGCUGAUUUAACAAGAAAUCUUUUGAGCGAGGUACCAUGGAACAAUUCCGGUCGACACGAGAAGUUCUACUUUGAAAACGCCACCGUUUGCCUGGUCUUUAACGCCGGCGAACUGACCCUCAUCGAAUACGGGGAGAACGACAUCCUUUGCUCGGUGCGCACUGAAUUCGCCAAUCCGCAUCUGAUCAGCGUUAGAUUGAACGAGCGAAACCAAACUGCCGACAACAAGAAGCUGGCUUAUCUGUUGGACUUGAAGACCGUUUGCAUUGUGGAUCUGGUGAAUGGUUUCAUGGCGGGGCAGAUAAGUCACGAUUCGAAAAUCGAUUGGCUGGAGAUGAACGAGAUCGGGAACAAAUUGUUGUUUAGGGAUAAGAAACAAAGACUUGUUCUUGUCGAUGUAAUGACCCAAAUGAAGCAGACCAUGUUCAGCGGGGUGAGUUUCGUACAGUGGGUGGAAAACAGUGACGUGGCCGUAGCUCAGGCUGAUACCACCCUGGCGAUUUGGUACAACAUCGAUUUGCCCGAGAACCCCACUUUGAUGACGAUCAAAGGAGACGUUAUCGACGUCGUGAGGAAUAACGGUAAAACGGAGGCCAUUUGCGUCGAGGGAAAUAACACUUUCAAUUUGGAAUUGGACGAGGGAUUGGUUGAAUUUGGAACCGCCUUGAACGACAACGACUUCAACCGGGCCAUUCUGUUCCUCGAGAGCAUAGAAAACUCUUCGGAGGCAGAAGCGAUGUGGCGCACGCUCUACAUCAUCGCCAUGAAGCUGCAGAAUUUGUCGCUCGCCGAACGGUGCAGCAACGCUCUCGGAGAAGUGGCAACGGCGCAUUUCCUUCGCGAGACCGCUGUGGAAGCGGAAAAGUUCGUGGAGAAGUAUAACGACAGCCCGAGCAAUUCUCCGGAAGUGUGGGCGCGACUGUCGUUGCUCUAUGGGGAUUUGAGUACCGCGGAGAAUAUUUUCUUGGAGCAGGGGAAUAUCGAGAAGGCUCUGGAUAUGUAUAAGAGAUUGCAUAAAUGGGAUGAGGCUUUAAGGCUCGCUGAACAAAGAAAUUACGAACAUUUGGAGGACCUCAAAAACGAGCAUAUGUCGCUGUUAUUACAGAGUGGACAGUACGAAAAGGUCGGACAGGUUUUGGAAAAGGAAGGCAAAUAUCAGGAAGCUCUGGACAUGUACAUGAAAUCCAAUAAACUCCUGAGAGUACCGCACUUGCUUUCCAAGUCUCCGCAAUUGUUGAAUGAUCAUACGAUCAUAGCGAAUAUUUUGAAGAGUCUGGUGAAGCAGGAACUGUUUGAACCUGCAGCAGAAAUUUAUGAGAAACUUGAUAAAUUCGAUUUGGCGAUGGAGUGUUACAGAAAAGGAAAAAUCUGGAACAAAGCCGUCGAUCUGGCCAGACAGGUCAGCCCCGACAAAGUCGUUCAGUUCGAGGAAGAGUGGGGCGACAGCCUGGUAGAGACCAAGCAAAUGGACGCCGCCAUCAGCCAUUACAUAGAGGCCGGCUGCUCUCUGAAGGCGCUCGAGGCCGCCGUGGGAGCGAGGCAGUGGAAGAAGGCCGUGCAUAUCGUCAAGGUCAUCGGUGAUCCGGACACGGUUCAGAAGUAUUACGUAGUGAUUGCCAAUCACUUUUCCAUUAUUAAGGAAUAUUCGACUGCUGAAAAGCUUUUCGCCUCUUGCGGGAUGUACAAAGAAGCAGUGGACAUGUACAACGAGGCCGGCCAAUGGGAGAAGGCUCAUUCGAUCGCCUCCAAACACUUGGAGGCCAACGAAGUGUCGGACAUGUAUAUCAAACACGCCGAACAACUGGAAGAGGCCGGCAAGUACAGGGAUGCCGAGAAAUUGUACUUGUCGGUGAAUUCGCCAGAUCUGGCGAUCGCUAUGUAUAAGAGGGUGGAGCAAUACGAUAAUAUGGUCAGACUAGUGGAGAAAUACCACCCCAGCCUGCUACAAACCACCCAUCUACACCUGGGCCAGCAGCUCGAGAGUCAGGGCAAAUACCGCGCCGCCGAGAUACACUAUCUGGCCGUGGACGAUUGGAAGGCGGCCGUGACCAUGUACCGCACGCUAGGCAUGUGGGAGGAGGCGUACAGGGUGGCCAAGCAGAACGGGGGCGGGCCGACCGCCGCCCACCAGGUGGCUUUCCUGUGGGCGCGCUCGCUGCCCAUCGACUCUGCUGUCAAGUUGCUGAACAAGUACGGGAUCUUGGAGGCUUGCGUCAAUCACGCCUGCGAGACUUAUCAGUUCGAGUUUGCUUUUCAGCUGUGCAAAAACUUACCAGCUAAACUCAACGAAGUGCACUUGAAGUACGCCAUGGCCCUGGAAGACGACGGCAAAUUCGCCGAGGCCGAGACGGAAUUCGUGCAGGCCGGCAAGCCGAAAGAGGCCGUCCUGAUGUACGUGCACGCUCAGAAUUGGCUGAGCGCGCUCAGGGUGGCCGAGAAGCACCUGCCCGAGGCGGUGGCCGAGGUGCUACAAGCUCAGGCGGGGCAGUGCUUCAAGGACAAGCAGUUUGCCGAGUUCGAGGUGUUGUUGCUGAGGGCACAGGCGCCGGAGUUGAUCGUGCAGAAGUACAAGAGUGAAGACAUGUGGAUAGACGCCCUAAGAGUGUGCAAAGACUACCUGCCCCACCUCUACCCCGCCAUGCAGGCCGAGUACGGCGGCUCGCACCACCACCGAACCGCCGACGUCGACAUCGAGACGCUGCUGUCGAGGGCGAACGAGUGGGCGCUCGCCGGCCAGCACAAACAGGCUGUUGACUGUCUGCUGCAAGUCAACGAUGGCAUGACGGAGCCUGCCAUCGUGAAGAGGGCUCUCCUGCGAGCGGCCGACGUUGUGAAUAAGUUCUUGUUCGGGGAGGAGGCAUUGGAGGUCAUCAGAGUGUUGUCUCCCAGGUUAGUCGAUAUUGGCGAAUAUAGUGUUGCUGCGCAACUCUACGUGAGCAUGGAAAUGAUGAAAGAAGCAAUCGAUACAUUUAUAAUAGCGGAGGAAUGGAACAAGGCCAGAAAAGUCGCUAAGGAAUUGGAACCGGCCUAUGAAAGUUAUGUGGAGAGUAAAUACAAAGAUCGUUUACUCAAGAAAGGCGACGUAGAACAGUUAGCAGAUGUAGAUAUCAUUGGUGCUCUCGACCUGCUCGCGGAACAGGGCCAGUGGGCCAGGUGCAUCGAGAAAGCCAAAGCCCACAACGCCCCUAUCCUGCACAAGUACGUCGCCCUGUAUGCGGCCAAGCUGCUCAAGGACGGAUUCGUGCUGGAGGCGUUGGAUCUGUACGCCACGCACGGCGCACCCGCCAUGCCUCAAAACUUCAACAUCUACAAUCACAUCGCCACGGAAAUGUUCGGUUUUAACGAUCUGGGAAGUCCCGAGAGUUACUCGGUGUGGGAGAAUUUGAGGCAGAUGCUGUUGGAAAUCAAUACUGGUUUGGGAAUGGCUCCAAACGUAAAAGCUGAAACGAGGUCACAUUUCAGAAAUCUACUUCUCAUCACCCAUUAUUAUGCCCUCAGGGCAGCGUGCAGACAGGUGCCAUCUUUGAAAGCCAUCGGAGUUAAAAUCAGCACAGCUCUUCUGAGGUAUACUGAUUUGAUUCCUGCGGAUAAGGCGUUCUAUGAAGCAGGUAAAGAUAUGAAGGAGGAGGGACGACUCUCCGAAGCAUUCGUUUUCCUGAAUCACUACUUGGAUUUGUGCGAGGCCAUCGAAGAAGGCGAGGGUCAACUGGUCGACCAUUCGGACCUGACGCAAACGGACUUUCCUUCGAACGUCCCUUUGCCGAAUCAGCUCCACCUGUCCGAGGAUCAGAAAGAGCACGACAACAUCAGAGAGUGGGUGUUGGCUAUCAGCAUGGAUCAGAAAAUCGACCAGACUCUGCCAGAAGAUGACAGACAGCUUUUCGAAUCUUCUCUGCAGCCAGACGAAUCUCCUUGCUUGGUGACGGGAUAUCCAGUGAGAAAACAGCCGGUCUCUUUCGCCAAGUCCAACUUGCAGGCCAACAAAGAUGCCUGGGCGAAGCUGAACAUGGGAGCCAAGAUGGCGCCCGAGUCCAAUGUGGCGAACGCUAUUUCGUUCGUCACUAAGUGGUGUGGGCAACCAAAUUGAUUUAUUUGUAGUCGUUUGUAUAAUCUGUUGAGUUAUUAUCAAUAAAACCAGUCAUGGUAGUAGUGGUAUAUGUACUUCGUUGGUAG
Messenger RNA from Phaedon cochleariae (mustard beetle), 5538 nucleotides. NCBI's taxonomy places the organism in Eukaryota, Metazoa, Arthropoda, Insecta, Coleoptera, Chrysomelidae. The record is from the annotation of a GenBank genome assembly.